Molecule: messenger RNA, 3086 nt
Organism: Achroia grisella
Lineage: Eukaryota; Metazoa; Arthropoda; Insecta; Lepidoptera; Pyralidae
Gene: Mbs
Product: protein phosphatase 1 regulatory subunit 12A-like
Exons: 18
Coding region: 357-2921 (854 amino acids)
Cellular component (GO): cytoplasm
Molecular function (GO): enzyme inhibitor activity; phosphatase regulator activity; protein kinase binding
Source: RefSeq, a predicted model, not a curated record
UUCGUUGCCUAGUUUUUCUUUUUACUUUUGGUGUGUAGUUUAGUUGGCUGUAAAAUUUAUUCUCGUAAUGGCUGCCACGCUAAAAGUAUAGCUUAUUGGUUAUGUCAUGUAUAUAGGACAAGUGUUCGUGUGUGAAAUUAGUACCUACAAAUCAACAAGUGUUGCGAACAGUGAUCAUAUGAAAACAGCGUAAUCUCAAUCUCCCUGGAACGUUUCCUCUUUCAUGUUUCCUUUUUUGGCAAUUAAGUUAUGGACUCGGCGUUUGUGUACUGUAUGUAGUAAAAAAAUAAUCUAUGCACCGUGAUAAGUGUCCGUAUUAACCAUAUUGAGUGCCAAGUGGGUAGUCAGUAGCAAAAAUGACCGAUACGCGAUCGUCAUCGGCGCUGUUCAAGCGAGCCGAGCAGCUGAAGAGAUGGGAGGAAUCCGAUACCAACAAACAGUCGCCGACACCGAAGCGGGCUUCCAGGAUACAAUUCUCGUCUGGUAUAGUUUUUCUGGCGGCAUGUACGUCAGGUGACAAGGACGAGGUUCAACGGUUACUGAAAAUGGGCGCGGAUAUAAAUACGGCUAACGUGGACGGAUUGACGGCUCUCCAUCAGGCGUGUAUCGAUGACAACUUGGAUAUGGUCGAGUUCCUAAUAAGUCACGGUGCCGAUGUGAACAGAAGAGAUAAUGAGGGCUGGACCCCGCUGCAUGCUACUGCGUCAUGUGGAUUCCUCAGUAUAGCAAGGUAUCUUCUGGAAAAUGGGGCCGAUGUAGCCGCCGUGAAUUAUGAUGGUGAAUUGCCAGUUGAUUUGGUCGACAUUGAGGCUAUGGACGAGCUGCUUCAAAAAAUCAUUGACGAGAAAGGUAUCGAUUGCGAGAAAUCACGUAACGCAGAAGUGGACACCCUAUUGAGCGACGCAAAGAAUUGGGCAGCUAACGGCUAUGUGGAGGUACGGGACCCGAAAACGGGGGGAACGCCACUACACGUCGCAGCCGCCAAGGGUUAUAUCGAUGUAGCGAAAACCCUUCUUAAUGAAUGCAAUGCAGAGCCCGACAGUGUGGAUUACGAAGGCUGGACGCCAUUGCAUGCAGCUGCACUUUGGGGACAAAAGGAUGCUGCUGCCCUAUUACUCAAGUAUGGUGCUGACCCGCACCUAAAAAACUACUCGGGACAAACCUGCAUGGACCUAGUAGACCCUAAUAUAUCGUCGUGGUUAGCUGAUGCGACGCUGAAGUUACCGCGCCGUGUCAACAAUAACAACAACAAUAAUAACAAACGCAAGCGUAGUCCACCAAAGCACGACGUUAAGCGAGUUGAACUAGAAAUCACUGGACAGCCGGACACUAUUGUUAAUGACAAGCCGCCAGCCGCGCCCGAAAUCAUAACAAAGUUGGCAGACGGCAAACCACCUAAGGGCCGGGCGCCAUCGCCAGACGUUACCGAACAAGCAGAAAACGUAAACACAGAAGAGGCGCCGUCAUGGCGUCGGUCGGCUUCCUUCCGUAAUAAGCAACAAGAAACACCUAGAGAUAAUAAAACGGCAAAUAGCUCUGUUGAUAAUGAGACUAUUUUAAGAAGAACUCACAGUUUCGAAAAUGAUAAGACUUUCUAUCAACGGUACCGUGACGUCACCGCACGCAUUAAGGCGUCGUCGUGCCCGUCAAUACCGCCGCUGAAGUCCACGCUCGCCGCCAUCGAGCUCAGGAUAAAAAAUCAGGAGACUAACAAUACUUCAGAGAGUACUAACGAAGAUGUACAGACCAGGAUAAGUCCGUCAGAACGAAGAGAUCGGGAAGCGAACACGUGGUCGGUACCAGCCACUACCGCGGGUCACACCAAACCAAACAACACAACCACACAAACCACAGUCAGAAGUUCCGAGAGUGUGGAGUCCAACAGUAGCAAUUCUACGCCCAGCUCGACCACGCAGACGAAACUCUCCCCCGGGAACAUAUUCAAGAAUUUCUUCAAGUCUUUCGUACCUCCUGUUCGAGAUGAAGAGAGUGAAACACAAAGGAAAGCACACGCAAAACGCGUUCGCGAGACGAGGCGCUCCACGCAGGGCGUGACGCUCGAUGAAAUUAAGUCUGCCGAGCAGUUAGUAAAGAAGAAGACUGGUAAUGGAACUACGGAGAGUCCCUCCCCAGCCAGCAUGAAGAAGGAAGAUGCCUUAACACCUGCCAUAGCGGACAAUGGUUCAUUUGAGCUGGAGGAUGCGGGUCGGUCGUCGCCACGCUCCGUUACGACCACGAACCCGGUCAUAAGUACUACGACGACGGCGCCGGUGACCACGACAGCGAACGCCACGGAAACGACCGUAACGCUGCCGCUACGACGUCCGCCCGCGGGUUCUACUGCGAACACGACGUCCACUCCCCCUAAAGAAGACAAGGAGAAAGGUGAAGAUGAAAAAGAACGGGAGAGUAGUACCGAAAGUAAAACGUCAAGUAACGCGUCGCCAGCAAGUACUCAAGCGGCGCUUAAUGUUAUACAGCGUCGUCGGCGACCGAAGCGGCGCUCUACUGGCGUCGGACAUGUUGAUAUGGAGGACAUCGUGAACGACCGCGGCGGGGGCGGAGAAGGCGACGGCGAGCCUGAAUCUCUUCAGUCUGGUAGUGAGCGCACAGAGGAAGGGGAUGAACGUGACUACAAAGCUUUGUACGAAGCCUCCUCCAGCGAGGUACGCCGCCUAAGGGCAUUGCUGAGUACCUCCGAACAACAGUUGCGCGACGCUCGCGCAACUAUUACCAGGCUCACACAAGUGAGUCAGAACUCGUUGUCAGAAAUAGAAAAGCGAGAAAAGAGAGCUAUGGAGAGGAAAUUAUCGGAAAUGGAGGAGGAACUAAAGUGCCAACAAUUGCUGCAAGCGGAGAACCAGCGCUUAAAGGAUGAAAACGGUGCGCUGAUCCGAGUGAUCAGCAAACUGUCAAAGUGAAAAACUAGGCCAUACAGAGUUUUAACAAUUUAUUCUACAAUUUAUUGAUGUACAGUCAGAUACAUAUUGAAUCAAAUCAAAUUAAUAUAUACACUAGUCUACAAGGAAACAUAUUUGAAAUAAUUCUAAUUAAUUUCUACUUAUACAUACAAUAUAAGAUGAUAA